Molecule: messenger RNA, 1327 nt
Organism: Oryza brachyantha (malo sina)
Lineage: Eukaryota; Viridiplantae; Streptophyta; Magnoliopsida; Poales; Poaceae
Product: deSI-like protein At4g17486
Exons: 4
Coding region: 185-799 (204 amino acids)
Biological process (GO): protein deubiquitination
Molecular function (GO): deubiquitinase activity
Source: RefSeq, a predicted model, not a curated record
UAUUCCUUAAUUUCAAAGCAAAAGAGGAAAAGAAAGAAAAAAAUCGUGGGGGGAAAGGUGGCCGCCUCGUCUGGACGCCUCGUCCGCCGCAUGGAUCCACGCCCUAGCCCUGCCAAUUGAUGGUGGGCGGGCGGCUGCGAGAUCUGUAGGGAGGCUCGCGGGCUUCGCCGCCGGCGGGGAGGAGAUGGACGCCGGGAGAGAAGGCACGGUGACUCCGGUGCUGCUCAACGUCUACGACCUGACGCCCGCCAACGAUUACCUCUACUGGCUCGGCUUCGGCGUCUUCCACUCGGGAAUCGAAGUUCAUGGCAUGGAAUAUGGAUUUGGAGCCCAUGAUUUCCCAUCAAGUGGUGUUUUUGAGGUGGAAUCGAAAAGUUGCCCUGGCUUUGUCUAUAGAAAGUCACUGUGGCUAGGCACUACCGACAUGUCUCAGGAAGAGUUCCGCUCAUUCAUUGAAAAGCUUGCAGGGAAAUAUCAUGGCAACUCAUAUCAUUUGAUUUCAAAGAACUGCAACCACUUCACUGAUGAUGUAUGUAAAAACUUGACUGGAAAACCCAUACCUGGCUGGGUGAAUCGGCUAGCAAGAGUAGGUUCAUUUUUUGACUGUCUUCUACCAGAAAGUGUCCAAGUUUCUCCUGUUGGGCGUGUCCCAACUCUUCGUGCGAUAACUGACGAUGAUUUGGAUUCAAUAUCCACAAUUAGUGACAGCGAUGAGGAGGACAAGCACUUGCUGCCAGCACCAUCUAAUGACCUGCAUUCUGUAGAUGUACCACCAAAGCUAGCCAAAGAUCUUCUUUGAGUCUUUUCGUGUUUUUACAAAACAUGCUAUAUUGUGACUGCAACUGCUGCACUUGGGAUGCUGAAGUGUUCCUAGGUGGCUUCAUAGGACAACACCGUUGAGCAGAGCUUCCAUUGGCGAUACUGAUUUCUUUUUCAGAGUUUGCUGUCCAAGUAGGUACACUGUAUACAGAUAGGAAUUGGCCUUCUUUCCAGCAUCCUGCUGUUUCACUAUUUGUAGAGUGAGACUGUUGUAUCGUCCUGAAGAUUGUUGUCAUCCGUGCUACUUCGGUGGCAAUUGCAUGACAUUAGUCUGUAUGUCAUGGCAGAGCUGGAAUAAGAAUCAUAAUAUGGGUUCUAUAUCAUGUUAGCCUUUGUAAGAGAAAAAACAAAAAAUUGCUUGAUGAGCCUUCGUAAAGCUUGUACUGAGUUGAUUAGGUUAGGACCCUUCUGCCUUCUGGUUGGAGCAUCUUCGGUUUCCAACCCUCCACCUUCUGGUUGCAGCUCUUCCUUUUUUUGAGUGAAAUACUACCAGGCUAUGGGCCCAGCA